CAAUUGUCAUUGUCAGUUCAAAAAUUCAUUGUCUUCAUUGUUCAUUGCAAUUGGAAAUUGAAAACAAUGCAAUUUUCUUUAAUUUUAAAUAAAUAAAAUGGGAUUUCUGACUAUCUUAAAAAAACUACGACAAAAAGAAAAAGAAAUGCGUAUACUUAUGUUAGGACUCGAUAAUGCCGGUAAAACGACAAUUUUAAAGCGAUUUAAUGGGGAGCCAAUAGACACGAUCUCUCCUACUUUAGGUUUCAAUAUAAAGACGCUCGAGCAUCGAGGAUACAAGCUCAAUAUCUGGGACGUCGGCGGACAAAAAUCCCUGAGGUCAUACUGGAAGAACUACUUUGAGAGCACAGAUGGAGUGGUGUGGGUGGUGGACAGUGCGGACGCCAGGCGGCUGGCGGACUGCGCCAAGGAGCUGCACACCCUGCUGAGGGAGGAGCGACUGGCGGGCGCUACACUGCUGGUGCUGGCUAACAAGUCUGACCUUCCCGGCGCUCUGACGCUGCAGGAAAUUAGAGAGGCGUUAGACCUGGACAGCAUCAAAACCCACCACUGGCGCAUAAUGCGGUGCUCGGCUGUGACUGGGGAGAACCUUCUAGAAGGCAUGGACUGGAUGCUCGACGACAUUGCCAACAGGAUAUUCACCCUCGACUAGACUAUACCGGGACCAAUGUACAUGCAUUCCAUAUAAUAUGUAUAAUAUAUGUAGUAUACAUACUCAGGAAAUGAUCUUAAAUCUAUAUUCUAAGUGGAAUGCACUGGAAAAUUUUGGUUAAUGUUGGUUAUAAAACUCAUUACUUAUUGUGAUUAAUUUAUUACUUGUCAUAUAUGCCUGCUAUGUUUUAUGAAAGUUUCAUGUUUUGUUUGUUGUUCCAAACUUGUAAACAGCCAGAAAUAUUCAAUUUGUUUUUGUGCUCUGUAGUUCUUUUAUAGCCCCAAUUAAAUAUAAGAUUGAAGAAAAUAUAAAGCUCAAAUUGGUUCAUUGGCAGUAAUUAAAUUAAAAAUAGUUUCUUUUUCUAUUUUCUUUAAAAAUCUUUUCUCUUGAUCUUUUAAAAAUACUGCAUAUUUUGUCUAAAUAAAGUUGAAAUUGGUUUAAAUAUUAUUUAUUUAAAAAAAAUAUUCAUGGAUAUGCCAAAUUAUUUAUACACAAAACUUUCUGUGUAUGUUAGCUGAGAUCUCCAUAGAAUGUGUUAGCUACUAUUCAUAAGACUAAAUAAUAAUGUAAAAUAUAUAAAAUAUUGAAUUGAAUUUUGCCUAGAUUAACUUAAAAUUUAUUAUAUUUUUUUUACAUCAUUAUUAGCAUAGUAAAUAACUACUACACUAGAGGUUCAGUGUCCAUUAUCGUAUGUUCGUAUGCAAGAAAGGCGAUGUGGACUUCAUAUUACGUCAACCAGUAUUUUAAUUUCAUUCUAAGCUUAUUAUUACCUGUAAUUUUAUAAAAAAUAAAAUUUCUUAAUAACACCAAACAA
Messenger RNA from Bicyclus anynana (squinting bush brown), 1466 nucleotides. It is a transcript of the gene Arl2, whose product is annotated as ADP-ribosylation factor-like protein 2. Gene Ontology annotation, molecular function: GTP binding; GTPase activity. Gene Ontology annotation, biological process: protein folding. Gene Ontology annotation, cellular component: microtubule cytoskeleton; cytoplasm. The transcript has 4 exons. Bases 98 to 652 code for a protein of 184 amino acids. The record is from RefSeq and is a predicted model, not a curated record. NCBI's taxonomy places the organism in Eukaryota, Metazoa, Arthropoda, Insecta, Lepidoptera, Nymphalidae.